GUGUUUGAAAUAUGUGAAUAUGUGGAACAGUGGCUCGACUGUGAAUUAUGACGACAACUUUAGUAUGCACCUGUAAUAAUCCAAACAAGAAAACAAAUACGGUUCAAUGUUUAUUCGCUGUAGAGUUUUGUACUUGAAUACGGAAUUGAACAUUUUGUUCAUAUGUUGAGUUGAUUCCAGUCAUCGACUCGAGUUUCGUCUUUGAAGAAUUUCAGUAGAGUCAGCGUCUUUUUCAGCUGUUUAUCGACGUGGAAAGAACUACGAACAUUUGCCAGCAAAGAUAAGUCAAGGCAAUUGUCAAUGGAUUUUCAUGAUAUGUUUACUAUUUGAUGGGAACUGCAGAAAGUACUAAUGUGCAGGUCAAAAAAAACACAAAACCAUCCUAAACUGACUCUCAACGAGCCAAGAUUAUGUCGUUUAAUCGUCUAUGUAGUUUUGGCUUCCAUCCUUUUCACAGUUUCAUCUACUAUCAAAGUUGGUCUUAUCAUUGACGAUGAUGGCUCAACUGCUUUAACUUCACACUUCUCAAAAACCAUUACUGGUUUUAAUUAUCGUUAUUCUAUACACCCAAGCAUCGAAAUAAAAGAUGUUAUUCUCAAAUGGGAUACAAGAAGACCACCGCAUUAUAACUACGACAGCGUUCAAUCUAGUAUAAUACAAGCAAAUAUAAGCAUAGUUCUCAGUUUCCUUCAGUCCAAUACUGAUGACAUAUUUUGUUCCUUGAUGGCAAAUUCAAAUGUCAUUGUCAUAAAUCUACGGAGUGAAAGCCAAACAUCAAAUGAUCUUCAGCUGUCGCUUAAUCCAUCACAUGAAUUACUUGCUGCCGCCACAAAAAAUACCAUCAUGGAGUUUGAUAAAGGUCGAUUUACUUGCAUUACAACAUUUACCAAGAAAUACGACCCAUUCUGGAUUCAUUUCUUUCAAUACGUACGAAAUGAUAAUCGAACCCAUACCUUCCCAAAAUGCCUUGUUUUGGAGAACGAAGGUGAUGUUACUAAACUUCGCGCGCUGUUAGCAGCUAUUCGUGCGAGUGGAAUAAGGAUCAUUGUUGUUCAUGCAGAAUCUAAGUAUGUAUCGAGUAUUCUGAACAUUUCUCAGCAAUUAUCCCUUCAAACCGAUAUAGGAAAGGACAUCAGAUGGGUGCUAACGGACUUGUCAUCAACGAGUGAUUUAUUGUCAAUACCAUCGGGUACUAUUGGGAUUGCCAAAGCAUUCAAUCAAUCAAGGAAUGAAAGUCAAGGUUUGGUCGAUGGGAUGGAUCAAAUACUUAUCGAUGAUGCAAUAGCUGUGAUAGGGAGAGCCGUUGAUCGUCUUGUCCAGGGAAAUGUUGCCGUUUUACAAGAAAUGAGUGGACUUCAAGGUUUAACAGCUUCAUCAAAGCGUAAACUGUACAGUGAAAUCCUUAACGACAGCUUCACCGGUCAAUCAGGUUUAAUCCGGUUUUCGCCAGUCGGUCAACGUGUUAGUUAUGACUUCAUAGUCACCAAACUUGUGCAGCAAACUGACCAUUCACGACACUGGACUCCACUGGGCAGGGCAACGACUAUCCUAUCAAAAAACAUAGGAACCCAGUCGUUUACCGCUUUUACAACAGCAGACUUACCAAAACCUCGUCAUCUUAAGAUAGUCACAAUCAUACAUUCACCAUUUACUAUGGUAAAACAAGCGCUUUACAGCAAUAUCUUAGGAACCAGCUGUGACUCACAGUACAGUGUGUUAUGUAAAAGAUAUCGCAACACGAUCCCCACCCAUCGAAUGAUGCAUGGUUACCAUAGUAACGAACCUUAUGAAUUACUCUGUUGCUAUGGUAUCAUGAUUGACAUCUUGCUUAUGAUACAGAAGGAAACAGGAUUCACAUACGAGUUGUAUAUCGUAAGAGACGGAAAAUUUGGCUCAUUUGAUGAACAAACACAAAAAGUGAAUGGCAUGGUGGGUGAUGUGUAUCGAGGAGAAGCAGACAUGGCAUUAGCAACCUUAACUAUCACGCGCCAUAGAUAUAACUAUGUAACAUUUACCGCACCUUACAUGGGGACAUCGUUGGCUUUUCUCGUCAAGAGGCAGCCCAUUACGAAAUAUCCUUUUCCUGAAUCGCUUCAAGACAUGAGACUAUUGAAGCCAUUCAAGACUGAGUUAUGGCUGGCAUGUGGCGCAGCUUUUCUCAUAGUUUCUACAGCUGCUUAUCUGAUCGAGAAGUUGACCAAGUACAGACACACAACAUCUGAUUAUUUCCUUCCGUUUGAAUUCAUCACUUAUGUAUUUGGAAACAUAUUUCAUGUUCCUCUUACACGGAUUCAUGCCAAGUCGUUUGCAGUGCCCUGUCUUAUGGUCUGGGUGAACUGUGGUGCACUAGUUCUUAUUAGCUCGUACACGGCCAAUUUACUGGUAUCGCUUAUCGUGGUGGACGAAGUGACAAUCGUUAAAGGCAUCGACGAUACAAGGCUGGUGGAUCCAUCCAAAGAUUUCAAGUUUGGAACCAUAAAGGACUCGAGCACUGAAGAUUUCUUUCGAAAUAGUGAUGUUCCCCGUUUGAAGAAAAUCUAUGAAAACAUGAAAGAUUACAGCGUGCACAACUUUUCUGAUGGAAUCAACAAGGUGAAAAACGGUGACCUGUCUACGUUUAUCGGGGAGUCCGAUGCUCUUCAGUACAUUAUCGAUGAUGAUACUGAUUGUGAACUGAAAAUAGAUGGCAAACAAGUUGAUUUAGCAGGACUUGCAUUUGCCUUACGUAAAGAAUCAGAAUGGGAACAGGAAAUAACACAAGCUAUUUAUAAACUAAACAGCAGAGAUGAAAUCGCCAAAGCAUUUGAAAAAUGGACUAUAAGAAGCUGCAAGAAAGGUGAAAAUACAGUCCAGCCAUAUCGAUUCGGGUUUGAUGAAUUUGGUGGAUUUUUGUUCAAUACUGCCCUUUGCUGUGCUGGAUGUUUUGUUAUUCUUGGUUUAGAAAUCUUCUUGUAUCAUCGAAUAGCUAGAAAAAGGCAAAAAUUCUCUAUUCAAAUGUCAGAGUCGGUGUCGAAUUUAGUUUCAACUGUCUCCACACAAGCCAUCAAUGCGCAUGACAACAAUCAAUUUAACAUAGAACAAUCCAAUGGUCACGUGAAAGGAAAUGAGACUAAGAAUGGAACAUUUACAAAUCAUAUUGACAGCGCUUAAUGCGCUAACACAGCCCGGAGAGGAUCCUGGGAAGUAUCAAGUACUAGUCCUUUCUCUGACGUAAACUGGAAAAGAUCGACGCAAGAACACUAAGUUGGCAUGCGACUAACCUUGUUCAUACAUGUUGCAUGCAGUGGAUACUGAGUCCAGUAUAUCAUUAACUAUUCGUACUGCUGGUUAUCGUACAAAACGCGCCAUGUCGUAUUGGUCUAUAUAAAUAAUUUUGAAGUUAUCAGCGCCAUCUUGAAUGGUCAAAACGAGACGCUGGCUGAGCCUGCAGCGAUUGACACUGGUGAAAAACGCACUGCGCAUGCCCACAGCUUUCCCACCAGCGGGCGCUCGCGUCUUGA
This is a messenger RNA of Exaiptasia diaphana, 3500 nucleotides long. Its product is annotated as glutamate receptor ionotropic, NMDA 1. Lineage: Eukaryota; Metazoa; Cnidaria; Anthozoa; Actiniaria; Aiptasiidae. The record is from RefSeq and is a predicted model, not a curated record. The transcript is spliced from 5 exons. Gene Ontology annotation, cellular component: postsynaptic membrane; plasma membrane. Bases 352 to 3150 code for a protein of 932 amino acids. Gene Ontology annotation, biological process: synaptic transmission, glutamatergic; modulation of chemical synaptic transmission. Gene Ontology annotation, molecular function: transmitter-gated monoatomic ion channel activity involved in regulation of postsynaptic membrane potential; glutamate-gated receptor activity.